This is a messenger RNA of Leptinotarsa decemlineata (Colorado potato beetle), 2650 nucleotides long. RefSeq names its product Nicastrin (gene Nct). Gene Ontology annotation, cellular component: plasma membrane. Lineage: Eukaryota; Metazoa; Arthropoda; Insecta; Coleoptera; Chrysomelidae. The record is from RefSeq and is a predicted model, not a curated record. Gene Ontology annotation, biological process: Notch receptor processing; protein processing.
AGUUUUGACGUAUGAGUGAAGUGAAAUGGAUUGUUGUGCUUGUACCAAAAUGUUUACCAUUUUUGCCAGUUUAAAUUCCAUUUAAAUUCUUUCGCGAAUUAUUAUAAAUCGAAUUCUUCGUAAUUAUGGCUUUUACUAAAACAGUCUUUAUCUUUCUGACGAUUCAAUCCAUCAAUAAAGGUUUUGGGGAGAGAACCAAAGACCAAAUGUAUGACAAUAUUGAUGGCUCAUCAGGUUGCUAUAGAAGAUUGAAUGCAACACAUCAAAUAGGGUGUUCUUCAAAGAGAGGUGGUUCCACAGGAGUAAUACAUGUAUGUGAAACAUUGGAUGACUUAAAUCACAUUCUGUAUAAUGGAACAGCUCCUCCUUAUAUACCAGUAAUGCCAGCUAGAUUAUUUACUAUGAAGAUAGUACAAAAAUUGAUUAACAGUAAAAAAGUAUCAGGGCUAGUAUUACACCUGAGUAAUGACACAAUCAAAUCUUUAGAUCAUUUCUCUCAUGAAUAUCAAUGCCCUAAUCCCCUUUCCAGUAUUGCAGAUACUUGUAGUAGUAAAGGUUCAAUUUGGAAUCCAUAUGGUACAGGCCUACUAUAUGCAGAUAUACCCUUCCCAAUAUUCUACUUGGAAAAUGAGGAUGAAGUUAUGAAAAUUAAGAAAUGUUUUGAAAAGUUCAACAAUUUCUCCUAUAAUACUCAAGUUGAUAGAUCCCUAUGCUCCUUAGAAUUGAAAGCAUUUAUGUAUGCAACUACAAAUACACAAACUUGUAGAAGGCGUUCCAAUAUAGCUUCUAAUAUGAAUCCGAUGAAAUUUUGUGAUCCUCUGGGUGACAGCAAUAUAUGGGCCAGUCUACAUCCACUGGUUGAAGGUCCCAAAAGAAAUGAAACCAAACCGAUUAGAGAUACUAGUUAUAUUGUAGUUGCUGCUAGAAUGGAUACCACUUCAAUGUUUGAUAGAACUUCAGGUGCUAAUAGCCCCAUUACGGGAAUUGUUACCUUAUUAACAAUAGCAAAGUAUCUUAAGCAAAUUCUUGGAGUGAAUGAAACAAGAGAAGGAAAAAGAAACAUUUUGUUCAUGCUCUUCAAUGGUGAAACAUAUGACUACAUCGGAUCACAAAGAAUGUUGUAUGAUAUGCUUAGAGGAGAUUUUCCAAUACGAGGAGUUUCAGAAGCCAAUGAUAUCUUGCCUAUAAUUCAUCCAGAAAAUAUAAGCCUAUAUAUUGAACUCAGUCAGAUGGGCAAUACUAACAAUGAUCUUUUCGUCCAUUAUUUAGUAGACAAUGAGGAGAUCAAUGAGUUUUAUAACAAACUCCAAACAAAUUCACGAGUGGUUAAGUUUCAAAAUGUUUCAACAAGUUUACCUCCAGCAUCCCUUCAUACUUUUUUGAAAAAUAUUUCUACUUUUCCUGGACUCAUUAUAUCUGAUCACAAAUCAAGUUAUACGAAUCAUUUUUAUAAUUCCAUCUUUGAUAACUCUACCAAUAUUCAAUAUCAAUAUUAUAAUGCUUCAGAUGAUGAUAGUCAACAAAUACCAAAUGACAGUUUACAGUACUUUAUUGCAAACGUAUCUGAAAUUAUAGGAAACAGUAUAUUUGAAGAAAUAACGAAAAAGAAGUACGAUGGAAAUGGGACAGUUGAUGUUACUUUGGUGGAUGAAUUACUUCACUGUUAUCUGGAGGAUCCCAAUUGCAAAGUACAUCAAGCUUUGAGGAAAGGUGGGAAAUUUUCAAACGGUCCUUUGAAUCUAUAUGUUGGUGUAGACCACGUCAUAAAUUAUGCCACCACAGUGACUGCACUUACUUUGGGGUGGUUUACCGGAGACAUCGUGGGAGAUGGAAAUGUGAAUUGCACAAAUCAUCCUAGAAACUAUGCAUUCAAAUUUUAUAAUAUGUCAAAGAGUAUCCAACAACUGAAUACAACGAAGUGUUAUAAAAUUACAAUGAAUACAACUGAGGCUAUCAGUCCGGCCUUCCUUAUUCCAGAUUAUGAUUGGUCUUCUGGAGAAUUUAGCUCAUGGACUGAAUCCACGUGGGCCGAAAUGAACGUGAGAAUGUUUCUGAAACCCUCGGCUGCUCACGAAAAAAUGACAAUAGCUAUAGGAUGUAUAUCCAUGAUAUUUUCAUUCGUCAUAGUGUAUUUUGUCAAGUCAAGAUCUCUUAUUUUAUUUACACCUCUUUCAGCUACUGAAUCACCCACAAAUUGCUAAUACAUUUAUAUAACCAUUGAAAAUGAUUCAUUUGAAAGAAAAAGAGCUCAAUGUUUUAAUUAAACAGCAAUUAGUACAUAAAAUCAUUGAAUUACCAUAUAAUAUCAGUUACACUCAUCUUCCUGAUCAUGUGUUAUACGUCACAAAUUUUAUAUUGUGAUAUAUUUCUAACUUAGUUUUCCAUUCAUUGUUAAUUUAGUAUUUACCAUUUUUCUUUAUUUAUUGUAAAGUUUGCAUGAAACGAGUAUGCAGUAGAUUAAUUUUAAUUUGUAAACGAUAAAAUAAAAUCAAUUAAAUAACAAUUCCCUGUUUUACAUGUUCAUGACACCUUGAGUAGUUGUCAUCAUUUUGUUAAGGAUUCACCAUUGUAACAAAUUAUUCAUAAUUCUGGUACGUUUAGCACCACAGGCACCACAUUUUUUCAAAUAAAAAAGUCUUAUAAUACAUAA